Molecule: messenger RNA, 1240 nt
Organism: Trichoderma asperellum CBS 433.97
Lineage: Eukaryota; Fungi; Ascomycota; Sordariomycetes; Hypocreales; Hypocreaceae
Source: RefSeq, a predicted model, not a curated record
CUUUACUAUUAAACCCAACUGGCUCCAGCAACACAGCCAGCUCCCCCCUCUCUCUUUGUACAAAUAUAUCUUUCUUAGUGCCUGAUACGCUAUAACACAUCACGGUAAAAUGACUACCGAAGAAAAAGACAAGAAAUACACCACAAAGGGCCUCCCGCCCCCUCCAGAUGCCUCCUUGACGACGAUGCCCAUGGCCGGCCUCUUGGUUGAUGUCUACGGCCUGGAAGAGCUUCCCGCAUCACCAGCGCCGGUGACAUGCCUGUGGUUGCUUCAUCCUCGGACACGAACAAGGGCUUCUAUGAAUGAUGUAGCCAAGCGGGCAAUCCACUCCUGGAACCAGAAAGGACAGGCGAGAGGGCUCGUGGCGUUGGCCUUUGACAUGCCCAACCAUGGGACGAGGAUGGUAAGCGCAAAGGCCAACUUGGCGUGGGAUGAGGGCGAGGGCAAUGAGAACCAUGGCAUCGACAUGUUUGGCCUGGUGAAGGGCGGUAUGAGGACCAUGAGCGGACUGAUGGACCAGGUAGGGAGCUAUCUCGGGCGAGAAGUAGAUGCUCAUGUGUGUCUGGGAUGGAGUCUGGGAGGACAUGCGGUGUGGCAGGCGUGGUUUGGAGAGGAGAGGAUAGAUGCUGGCGUGGCGAUUGUAGGAUGUCCAGAUCUUACAAACAUGAUGGCGAGUCGAGCUAAGCUGUCCAAGCUGGACUGUGGCGAGACCGGCUUCCUGGGGAGCAAAUACUUCCCUGCUGAUUCUGUCGCCACGGCGGGCAAGUUCGAUCCCAAGAGUAUUCUGUUCGGGACCAACGCCAUUCCUGCUCUGCCGCUCUCGUCGGCUGAACAGGAUCGUCUUCGCGGCAUAUUAGACAGCCGUAUCCGAGGCAAGAAGUUGCUUUUGUGCUCGGGAGGCGCUGAUGAGCUGGUGCCGUAUUCCAAAGGGGAGCCGUUUAUUCGGCUGCUAAAGGACGCGGCGGGUGGGUGGUAUGCUGAUGGGAAUGUUGAGGUGGAUGAUAGGGUUUAUGAGGGGGUUGGGCAUAGAUUUGCGGCGGAUAUGGUGAAUGAUGCGGUUGCGUUUUUGAUGAGGGUGGUGGCGGAGGGGCCGAGACAAAGGAAGAGGGAUGUUGAGAGUAGAGCGCGGAUGUAGAUUGAGAGAAGCUUGUAUGGCAAUCUUUCAAAGUUGAUAAUUGCUAGAAUUGUCUAUUUUACAUGCAAUUAAUCAAUAUCGGCAAUAUAAUAAAAAACCUCCACG